GGGUUUUUUAGCUCAGACUUGCUAAUACUGUAUUUAAAAUGUGUGCAAAUUGUGCAGUUGAAAAUAUUUCUCAUCAGGCAUUGAACUCUUAAUGGCUUGUUCCUACAACUCAGCAUGUGAUCUCAGCCCCUUUCCCCUACUGUACCGGGUAAUCGCCCCCAGAGGCUGAGCUUGUCCACCCAGGACUGACGGGGCCAUCGGAGCACUCAGUCUGAGCUCUCCCAGGCAUGCCCCUUGGUGCCAAGCAGAAAAACCAGAGCAGCUGGUAUUUGGGGACCAGGCUUGUGCCCACUAAAAGGCCCCAAUCGCAGAAAAUGGCUUCUCUUGAGGAAAAAGCAACUUUCCACCCACCAAGAAGGCCCCUGUCUUCUCUCCCAACACACGCGUGUAGGCAGGGCCCCUACCGGCCUGAGCUCCUUUGUGCUAUUUAGAAAAAGGUGCCCCAUCUGGGUGGAGAAGGCAGGGGCAGGGUCUCAGCUCCCUUGGCCCGGGUACGAGUGAAGGGCACCUUCCCCUCUUAGCCUUGUUGCCCCCAGACAGCCCCCUCCCUCCCCAGCUGGAAGGCUGAAGACCUUUGGAAGGCACUUGCCAGGACCAACAAACCAGAUCUGUGGAAGUCAGAUACGAUUUGCCAGUUUCUGAAAGCGCCCGAAGCUCCGCACAGAUGUUGGAUCUACCGGGCACUUUGCCGUCGCGUUCCGAGUCGUUCCCACUGCAGCACCGAGUGUGUCGAGAACAAACCACUUUGUAGGCCAGGGAUGGUAGCAAGAGUUGGGAUUGAAAGAGAAGCAGCAGAAAAGCACUGGCACUGAAGUAGGGUCUACGCAGGCCCCGCAGAUAAUCUGGCUGGGGACUUCUCUCUUUGAGAGCUGAGGGACUAAGGCCCGUCCCACUCGGUUGUUCUGGGGUCCAAAGAAGACAGUUCCUCCAGCAGCCCUCACCCACUUCUCCCUGUUCUCUCCUCUUUCCUUCACGGCCAAAUUUCUUGAAAGAAGAAGAGUCCUCACUUGUCAUCUCAUUAUCAUCUCUGCCCACCGUCUGGUUGACUUUGUUCGAUGAGAGGUCACGGUGUGCUUCUAACUGCUGAAGCCGGGGGCCUUUCCUUGUUUUCCCAACUCACUUGUCAGCGUAAAGUGUUCUGAGCUCAUGGCUUCUCUUUCCUUUUUUUUUUUUUUUUUAACACUGCCCUCCUUGGACUCCUGGUUUUUCUUCUACUCUCAUGGCUUCUUUUCUGCUCCUUCCUUAGUUCUUAAGCCUAGGGUACCUAGCCCUCGUGGUUCCAGCCCAAGAUCAUUUCCCCACUCUCUCUGUCUUCUUUCUGUGUUGGAGAUUUGACCCACUCCCGGGGUUUCCAUGAAAGCGGCUCCCAGCUGACUCCCUGUCUUUGCCGGUCUGAUCCAUUUCCAGUCCUCCCUUGCCCACGCUUCUAACUGCUGCCUGUCCUGCCAGCCCCUCAACACGUUCGAGACUGUCAUCGUCACCCUCUAUUUUGUUCCUCCUCCAGCCUCUCUAGGAAGAACUCCAAGGCUUUGGGGUUGCACACCUGCGGUUGGAACUCUGGUUCUACACUUUUCUGUGUGUAGCAUCUGAAGCAAGGUCCUUUUUUCUCAUGUUCGGUGAACGAUGCCAGUGCUCACUGUGAAAAAAGCACUUGUUAGAUGCUGGUCCCCUUCCCCAUUUCUUAUUAGCAUGAACACUUCCCCUCUACAGUGGGCUUGGAAUCAUCUAAGCCCACUGUUGUUUAAUGUAACAAUGUACAUCCCCUUCCCCCUCCACCUCCCCAAAUCCGUGUCAAUUCUCUCGCACUGGGCCCCCUCCUUUCUAGUUUGAAAGGAAGUCAUCUAGGUCCAUGCUACCCAACUCUUUGUCUUUAGGCUCUGCCCCUCCCCCCAAUCCACUCUGUCUACUACCACCACCUGAAGCACAGUUCUGAUCAUAUUAAUUCCCUGUUUGAAACUUCUGACCCUUGAUUCCAUACCUUUACUUUCAAUAUUUUUUUACAGUGUGCCUUAAACCUAGUUUUCUGCCAAACUUAGGCUGGCUCAAUCACCAGGCAUGCCGGGACAUCAGUGACGUAGAAUUUGAGGGGCAGGGUAGCAGGUGUUUAUCCAAAGGUAUCCAGUCUGGAGGUGGGGCAAUGCUCUUAGGCCCUGGUGACGCUCAGGGUGAAAUGGGGCUUCACCUGCACCUAGGAUCUGGGCUUUAGUCCUCACAGCAAGAGCCUAGGCGGAGGAUCAACCACUGCACCCCAGCCAAGCGGCUUAAAAGUAAAGGCAGCACUAGAAGACCACGUGGAAAUCCAGGGAGUCUUGGGAAAUGGAGGCAAAAUUCCAACCACUAUGUGCGGAGCAACAGGACAGAGGGAGGGAAGAAAGAAGCCAAUGCAAUGGUCCUGGGCUUAAGGCAGCAGGGUUGAUUCGGGGCUCUGAGAGCAGACCUCCAGCUGUUUAUCUUUCUGUUCCCUGGCUUUAGGCAAAUUUCUUGCAAAUAGUGUUAGCGUAAUUGAUUUGACACACCUCCCUAGACUUACCUCUUCCCAUAGAAGGUGCUGGGUCCUCUGGAAACUCUCUACAUCGCCUUACUGACUGGAAUUUUCACAGCCAAGACAGAAGACAGGUGGGGCUUUGGUUUGUAAAUCUCCAUCUCAGGCAUUGAGCAGGGCGUUUAGUCAGCGUGUGGAAAACCUUUUUCAUUCUGCUGGAGAUUUAAGAAUAAUAAGGGACUCUUACCAUUAUCACCUGGCCAGGAGACAUUCUUUCUUCCACUUUAAAGAGCCCAAACUCCCUUCAGUUCGGAAACAUUAAAUGAAUGGUCGCCGGUGUGUGCUGAGACCUGAGCCGCGUGUACCACUGUCCUGGUCCCCUGUCCACUCCUAGCAGCCUCUGGGCCAGCAUCCCGUGGAUCCCGUUCUGGGUUUAUUCUUUUUAUGAUUAAUAGCUAACAUUUACUGAGUGCUUACUAUGUGCCAGGCACUGUGCAAAAGGAAACACAUUGCCUCAUUCCCAGGUGGUUCCUGGCAAACUGAGCAGGACCCCAAAGUAAAUAGAAACCCUGAGGAAUUAGGGGAGCAUGGGCUUAUGCAGGCCGGCACCACCCAGGGGAGAUUGCAUUCAAGAGAUGGUUUUGCAACUCAGCCUCUGUUUCAGGCCUGCUGUCUGCCUCCCACUGACUCGGCAGUGGGCCUGGAGUUCAGUGGUGGGCAGAGGCAUGGUGGGGAAGGUGGGGGCUGCCCAGGCCUGACCCAGGCAGCAUCAGUGUUGUGUAGGAUAUUGGGGAGCUGGAAGAGGGACCCUCCCCAGCUCCUCCCACUUUAUCCCAGAGCCCUCCACUCUCCCCCAGGGUUAAAUGCUAAAAAUUCCCUCCAUGGGGUGAGCUUUCGUUCCUUGGUUCACUCCAAAAAGGCUUAAAAUGCAAGUAGCUCUAGAGAAGGUAACAGAGUUGCCUCCCAUUUACAAGAAGAGAUGAAUGACUCAGGAAAAUUUUCCAGCAAGGGGUGGGGAGAGGAGGUCCAGGUAUCCCGGCUCAGCUCGCUGAAGCAGAGUGGGGAGAAGAGGGGGCGCUGUGGGAAGCUGAGAACCCGGCAGGCAAACCCCUGCCAUCAAAGCACUGCAGAAUGCCCCACGAGGACCCAUCCAGCCUGAAACGGGUUGGUUAAACAGCCUUCUGUGGGAAAGAACCCAGAAGGAUGACAAACAGAGUCAAGUUCACGUCCCUGUUGAUGAGAGCAUGACUCCUGGAACGUGAGCCUGGGGCGGGAGGCAGGGGCAGGGGUCCUGGGAGCGCGCCUCUCUGCCCACGGUUGUCCCAGGAGUUGCACGAGCAGUGGCCCAGUCAGCUACUCCUCCCAAGGCCCCCUGCUCCCACAUUUAUGAUUUGAAAAGGAAUUCUUUUAAAAUGUUUUUGGAAUUUUGUGUGAAGUCUAACAAGGCACUUGAAGUGUAAAGAUUUGUGUAUUUAGGAAAGCUGAGGGAAAUGACCUUCACUGAAAAAAAUAAAAUCCCACAGAAAGUAGGACUGUCCCAGACGAUUCAGCACGCCUGGUUGUCAGAGACCUGUCCCCGCCACCCUCUGCUUCCAAAACCCUAGUUCUAGAGCAACAGCCCGGUGUUAGAACGCCCCACCCCUCACUUGGCUCACCUCCCAAUUCUCUCGACAGUGGAAGAAGGAAGUCGGAAUAGAGUUGGGGAGGGGGGCGCUGGGAGGGGGUCACCGCCAUAUUGCAGAUGCCUUUACCAUGUCGAAGGCCAGGAGACGGAGGGCAGGGUGCUCUCAUCAGCAACAGGCCAGACGCCAAGCGCAGGCCAGGUGGGAGGUCGGAGGGCACGGCCGCCCUCCAUCUUGGUUUGGACGAAUGGCCGGCGCCAGGAGUCCGGGAAGCAGGGAGGAGCAGAGCAGAGCCCCCGGCCAGGGUGGAGGGGCAGCUGCCGUGACUGAGGAUGGUCUCUGUUCAGCAGGGAGCCGGCUGUGAGCCAGGGCUCAGACCUGAGCUGAGGGGAGAAGAGGACGUUUCUCUGCGGCGGGCCACAGGAGCGUGCCCUGGGUGAGGAGGGGGCAGCGGAGCACCUGCCGCUCGGCUCGUCGGGAGGGAGGAAACGGAAGCAGAGUAGCCAGGUGCCUAGUGAUGAACCCGGAGGUGCAAGACUAUCCAGGUUUCAGUGGCCCCAAAGGGCGUGGGAUGGCGGAGAAUCUGUGACUCCAAUAGCAGCUGUGGAACACUCGUGGCCAGCUCCCGGGCCCCAGCCCCCAAACUAGACUCCCAGGGGUGGGAAGUGAGCGGAGGCCAAACUUGGGACAGCGGGCAGAGCUGUGGCUGCUUGAACGGGAAUCCCUGUCUCGGAUGUCGUUGGUCUGGGAAUGUGGCGAGACUGAGCGUGCAGACAACUCAGCUGUCAGGACCUGAGGAGGGCCAGGGAAGGUGGGCCAGGACCAGAGGGUGAGCAGUUUCAUUCAAUCACAACUCACUGCAAACCGCUGAGUGCGACGGCAUCAGCAGGACAGGGAGAGGAAGAUGAGUAAGACAUGGUCCUUACACUUGAGAGGUUCGUGGUUUUUUAUGGCAGAUACACUGGGAAAAAAAUAGAAACUCCAGUGCCUUAAGAUGCUUAGUCAAAUUCAUGGUGUUUUAAAUUUAUUACACCGAAGCAGCUUUCUAGUGCUUACAUUUUACUCCAGUAAUACUCUUUAGCUUAUGAAUAUCAAAUUUAGUCAUCCACGGACUAGUCCAUUGAGGCACUGCACAGCACUCCACCUUGAGCUCACCUCCAAGAUGCACACAGGCUUCAGUGGCCAAUAAAAGCAGCUGGUCACCGGGCACUGCUUUGGGUUGAGUGUCGAGGAGGUGGUGCUUCUGUUUCAUUCCAUAGUUUUAGCUCUAAAUCAUUGAAGAAAAUCAGAAGUCAGUUUCAUAAUUACUUUGGGGGUUUUAACUGAACAACAGGAGGGUGGAGCAGCCAUUUGAGAGCAGGGUGGAGACUUGGCCAGGUCAGAGUUGGGGGAAAGGUGUUUGAGCCCAGGAGAUUAGGAGGGGCCUGGAGGGCCUGUGGGAACAGGCCACCUUCUGCAGAGUGAUACCAAUGUCUGAGCUGCGGCUGCCCGAGAAUCCCAAGGAGGUUUACAACAUCCUCAAGGAAGUGGCAGUUGCAGAAUCUCAGAUGGCACCAUUUGGGGGAGGCUCAAAUCAGUUUCCUGCAGUUGCAAAGCAGACCUGCCCAGAGAACACACUGGCAUCCAAGUUCACGCAACUGAUCUCUUAGCAACAAGAAGCACCUUUAUAAAAGAUGGCACACAAAGAGUGAUUGCCAGAAAAGCCACCCGCUUCUUAAACAGCCGCGCAUCAUUAGCAAAACUCACCAUCUUCAGGAGUCCAAAAAGUAGAAGUGACCAGCCGACUCAGGACUCUAAAUUGCUUCCUCUGAGGUCAAGGAACACAAGAUGGUUUUGGAGAUGCUGAACCCAAUGCAUUAUAACAUCACCAGCAUGGUGCCUGAAGUCAUGCCUGUUGCCACCAUGCCAAUCCUGCUGCUCACCGGCCUCCUUCUCUUGGUUUGGAAUUAUGAGGACACAUCCUCAAUACCAGGUCCCGGCUACUGCAUGGGCAUCGGGCCGCUCAUCUCCCACGGCAGGUUCCUGUGGAUGGGCAUAGGCGGCGCCUGCAACUACUACAACAAGAUGUACGGAGAGUUCAUGCGAGUCUGGAUAUGCGGGGAGGAGACUCUCAUCAUCAGCAAGUCCUCAAGUAUGUUCCAUGUGAUGAAGCACAGUCACUACAGUUCCCGGUUUGGCAGCAAACUUGGGUUGCAGUGCAUCGGUAUGCACGAGAACGGCAUCAUAUUUAACAACAAUCCAGACCUCUGGAAGGCAACUCGACCUUUCUUUAUGAAAGCUCUGUCGGGCCCUGGCCUUGUCCGGAUGGUGGCGAUUUGCGUUGACUCCAUCAGAACGCACCUGGACAGGUUGGAGGAGGUGACCAGCAAGUCGGGCUACGUUGACGUGUUGACCCUCAUGCGGCGCAUCAUGCUGGACACCUCCAACAUGCUCUUCCUGGGGAUCCCCUUGGACGAAUCUGCCAUCGUGGUUAAAAUCCAAGGUUAUUUUGACGCGUGGCAGGCUCUUCUGCUCAAACCAGACAUCUUCUUUAAGAUUUCGUGGCUGUACAGGAAGUAUGCAAAGUCUGUCAAGGAUUUGAAAGAUGCCAUAGAAAUUCUGAUAGAAGAAAAAAGACGCAGGAUUUCCACAGCAGAGAAACUGGAAGAAAGUAUGGACUUUGCCACUGAUUUGAUUUUUGCCGAGAGACGCGGCGACCUGACAAGAGAGAACGUGAACCAGUGCAUCCUGGAGAUGCUGAUCGCGGCCCCUGACACCAUGUCUGUCUCUGUGCUCUUCAUGCUGUUCCUCGUCGCAAAGCACCCUAAGGUGGAAGAGGCAAUACUGAAGGAAAUCCAGACUGUCGUUGGUGAAAGAGACGUAAGGAUCGAUGACAUGCAAAAGUUAAAAGUGGUGGAAAACUUCAUCUAUGAGAGCAUGCGGUACCAGCCUGUGGUGGACCUGGUCAUGCGCAAAGCCUUGCAAGAUGACGUCAUCGAUGGCUACCCCGUGAAGAAGGGCACUAACAUUAUCCUGAAUAUUGGAAGAAUGCACAGACUGGAGUUUUUCCCCAAGCCCAAUGAAUUUACUCUGGAAAACUUUGAGAAGAAUGUUCCUUACAGGUAUUUUCAGCCAUUUGGUUUUGGGCCUCGUGCCUGUGCGGGAAAGUAUGUCGCCAUGGUGAUGUUGAAAGCCAUCCUUGUUACACUUCUGAGACGAUUCCACGUGCAGACGUUGCAAGGAAAGUGCGUUGAGAACAUGCAGAAAAUAAAUGACUUGUCCUUACAUCCAGAUGAGGCCGACAACCUUCUGGAAAUGAUUUUUGUCCCAAGAAACUCAGACAAAUGCCUUGAGCACUAAAGAAGGCUGGCCAGCACCUGCUCUGGAGCAUUUCUCAUCAGUAGUUUACAUGGAAAUC
This is a messenger RNA of Microcebus murinus (gray mouse lemur), 7501 nucleotides long. The record is from RefSeq and is a predicted model, not a curated record. NCBI's taxonomy places the organism in Eukaryota, Metazoa, Chordata, Mammalia, Primates, Cheirogaleidae.